This is a messenger RNA of Camelina sativa (false flax), 3775 nucleotides long. NCBI's taxonomy places the organism in Eukaryota, Viridiplantae, Streptophyta, Magnoliopsida, Brassicales, Brassicaceae. The record is from RefSeq and is a predicted model, not a curated record.
UCACAGUUUUUUUCCCACAGAGCAAGUUGAAUUAAGCAAGUAAUAGUGUAAAACGCUUAUAAGCAUGGAGGUAUUUGGACUUAUAAUAUUAAACUCACAAUUCAAUUGAGGGGAAGCCAGCUUAUUAUGGUUCAGUCCAAUUUCUAUGUGUAGGCUCAGAUUCAUGAAUACAAAAGAUUGGUUGGACAACAAGACAUACCCGGUGGGAAGAAAGUUCACUUGGAACAAGAGAGAGACAAAUAUUAAGCCAAGAAAGAAAAAAAUACAAAACGUCGUUGCUUUUAACAGUAUCACCUAAAAUUAAGCUUAAACGGCGGCACUCGUCUACCCUCUCCACAGGUAUUGGUUUCUUCGUCUCACCAUUAUCUUCAUCUCCCUCCGCUCUUUCUUUUCCUGAUCAUCUCCUUCGACUGCAUGACAUCGGAGCUCGACGAAUCAGUAGUCUUCGUCUCCGAAAUGUUGCUAUUAAAAAAGAUGCCGUUUUCAGAAUCAACCCCUAGUUUUUUUUAGGCGCAACCAGUCCGAGAGAGCCACAUCAUCAACUCCGUGACCCCCCAGCGCAAGCACCUCUAGGUCUAGUCGUAAUCCUAAGAAAACGUUUUCCCACUUCACUUCCACUAUUUGGUUAACCAGUCACAACCAUGAUAUAAAGCUUGGCCGAAGAAAUAAACAAUGCUACAUGGAUACAAAAGCUGUAUUGAGAAUGAAAGGAAUGCUUUGUUGGAGCUCAAGACAUACCUGGUCUCAAUUAGUGAAGAAGAUGGAUCCGAAUAUGUUCUCCCUACUUGGACUAAUGACACAAAGAGCGAUUGUUGUCGGUGGGAGGAAAUUAAGUGCAAUCGUACAAGCGGACGGGUGAUCAGUAUUUCCUUUGGUGGGCUGUACCUCGAAGAAAGUCCUCUCCUAAACCUUUCUUUGUUGCAUCAGUUUGAAGAGGUCCGAAUUCUGAACUUAACUGGGUACGGAUUCAGUGGCUUGUUUGAUGAUGUGGAAGGUUAUAACAGCCUAAGGAGAUUAAAAAAACUUGAGAUUCUGGAUUUCACGUUAAAUGAUUUCAACAGCAGCAUCUUUCCUUUUCUUAACGCCGUAACAUCGCUUACAACUCUUUUUCUACGGAAUAACGUAAUGGAAGGACCUUUACCUGAACUUCAAAAUCUGACAAACUUGGAACUAUUGGACCUUAGCAGUAACAAGUUUAAUAGCUCCAUAUCAGUACAAGAGUUACCUGUCCUGACGAAGCUGAAAGUUCUAGACCUAAGUGGUAAUGAUUUAUCUGGCUUAAUGAAUUUGCAAGGGAUUUGUGAAUCAAAGAACAUGGAAGAGCUCGAUCUCAGUAAAAACAAACUUGUAGGUCAGUUUCCUUUAUGUUUGACUAGCUUGACUGGACUUAGAGUUCUGGAUCUCUCAUCAAACCAAUUGACUGGGUUGGUCCCAUCUGAUCUUGGUAGACUUGAAUCCCUUGAGUACUUAUCUUUGUCUGAUAACAACUUUGAAGGCCUCUUCUCAUUUGGUUCGCUCACCAACCUCUCAGAGCUUAAGGUUUUCAAAAUUUAUUCAAAAUCCAACUUACUUCAAGUGGUGUUUGAAAGUUCUUAUAAACCAAAAUUUCAGUUGAGUGUUAUUGUACUACGAUCUUGCAACUUGGAGAAGGUUCCUCAUUUUCUCCUACACCAGACAGAUUUGCGUCAAGUUGAUCUCUCCGAAAAUAAAAUAUCUGGCAAGUUUCCUUCAUGGUUGUUGGAGAACAAUAAGAAACUCGAGGUUUUGCUUCUACAGAAGAAUUCUCUUACGAUAUUUCACCUACCGAAAUCUUCUCAUAAUCUGCUUUUCCUGAAUGUGUCAGUUAAUGAAUUCAGUCAUCUGCUUCCAGAAAAUAUUGGGUGGAUACUUCCUAGUUUACGGUAUAUGAAUCUAGCUAAUAAUGGUUUUCAAGGGAAGCUGCCAUCUUCUCUUGGAAACAUGGAAGAGAUCGAAUAUCUUGAUCUAUCUCACAAUAGUUUCCAUGGGAAGGUACCAAGAAGUGUUGCAAGGGGUUGUUAUUCCAUGACAGCCUUGAAGUUGUCACAUAACAAACUAAGUGGAGAGAUUUUUCCAGAAACAGUACACUUUACUGAUAUAACGACCUUGUCUAUGGAUAAUAAUUAGUUUACAGGAAAGAUUGGGCAAGGGUUGCGGAGCUUGGAAUACUUGAGUAUGCUUGACAUAUCGAACAACAAUCUCACAGGUGUUAUUCCAAGUUGGUUUGAUGAACUUCCAUCCUUAUCUGCACUAAUGCUGUCAAAUAACUUGUUGGAAGGUGAAAUACCAGUUUCUUUGUUCAAUAUGUCUAGUCUUUGGAUAUUGGACCUUUCUGCAAACAGUUUAGUAGGGGACAUACCUCCACAUGUCAGUUCUAGAACUCUUAUGGUGUUACUUCUACAAGAUAAUUAUUUAUCAGGGGUUAUUCCAGACACGUUGAUAGGAAAUGUCAGUAUACUUGAUCUGAGAAAUAGCAGGUUGUCCGGGAAUAUUCCAGAUUUCAUCAGCACCCAAAUCAUCAGUAUUCUGCUUCUACGAGGGAAUAAUUUAACAGGCUGCAUCCCCCAACAGGUGUGUGGCCUCAGAAGCAUUCACCUUCUGGAUCUUGCUAACAACAAAUUGUAUGGAUCCAUACCUUCAUGUCUUAGCAACAUAUCAUUUGGUUUGGGGAAAGAGGAUACAUUCUAUGGUUAUGAUACUGGCGUUACUUCUACUUCCAAAGAAGAUGACCGGAUAUAUUUCAGAUCUCUGCUUAUGCUAGAUCCGUUUAGUAUGGAAUACAAGGAUGACACACAGACGAAAAUUGAAUUUGCAACAAAACACAGAUAUGGUGGAAAUCUCAAAUUAUUAUUUGGAAUGGAUUUCUCAGAAAAUAUGCUAAGUGGUAACAUCCCGGUUGAGCUUGGAGGUCUUCUGGAACUACGAGCUCUCAAUCUUUCCCACAACAACUUAUCAGGAGUGAUACCAGAGAGCUUCUCAGGUCUCAAGAAUUUAGAAAGCCUUGAUCUUUCCGUCAACAAGCUACAUGGCCAGAUCCCACAACAACUAACAGAUCUGAGCAGCCUCGCUGUGUUCAAGGUCUCGUAUAAUAACUUAUCAGGAGUCAUUCCACAUGAAAGACAGUUUAACACCUUCGAUACACAAAGCUACUUAGGUAAUCCUCUUCUCUGUGGACAACCAACCAACAAAAGCUGUGACAAUGAUAACAUUCAAGAACCAGAUAAUGAAGUGGAAGCUGAUGAAUCUUUAAUCGACAUGAUGUCUUUCUGUUGGAGUGUUGUUGCAGCCUAUGUGACAAUACUGCUUGGGGUACUCGCAUCUCUCUCGUUUGAUUCUCCUUGGAGAAGAACUUGGUUCUACAUCGUUGAUGCUUUCAUCCACAAGGUUAGGAAUUUGUUGUGGAAAAACACUGCAGGUGUUGGAUGUUUCUUUAUGUGCUAGUUUCAUUGUUGUACCCAUCUGCUGUUGUACUUCUCAAAUGAUCCUGCUUUGUGUCACAAAACUAGGAAAAUGACUUAUGUUUGGUUCAUGGGUACUGUCUUUGUCUUUAAAUAAAAUGUAAUGCCACAAACAUAUUUCUACUCAAACACAAGAAGUUGCAUGAAGUCAUCUUAAAAUAGAAAAAGAGUGUACACUGACUGAAAAAUAGAAUAUAGAUACAGAGACUUCCUGUUAGACUCUUUCUUCCUUUAAGAAUCUCAGAGAUGUAUCUAUGAUCGAUGGUAUGAUCUGUUUUCUCACAGUGAUCCAGUAUAAU